AUGUUAGAUGAAUUGUCGCAUCGUGUUAAUUGGAAAGAUAAUAACACACAUACUACAAUUAGAAAUGAUUUAACUAGCUUUACAACUAGUUUUCAUGAAACACCUAAAAAACGAUUUAAGGCAGAUUCUUCUUCUGAAUGUUGGACUAACUUAGAAGAUUGUAAACUACUUGAUCAUGUUUCACGACUAGGUGAAAAUCGUUGGAAUCUUAUUGGUAAAAAACUUGGCAAAUCAGCUUUUCAAUGUUCCGAAAGAUAUUUAAAACAUUUACGUCCACAAAUGUUCAAAUCUAGUAAAACUUAUACAACUUUAAUCCAACAUAAUAAUAAUCAUAAUCAUCAUGUUUUACCACAAACUAUACCUAAUACACAAUUAAUAAAUUCAUCAACAUGGACUAAUGAAGAAGAUUCAACUUUAUUUCAAUUAUAUUUAACUUAUGGAUCGAAUUGGGAAUUAAUAGCAAAUCGUUUAACAACAACUACCAACAAUCAUGCUGGUGGUAGUGGUUUAUGCAAACAAAAACGUACUGCUAUUGAUGUUAGAAAACGAUAUGAAAAAAUUAUUCUACAAUAUAAUUGGCCUAUAUCAAAUCAAGAAAAUCGUCCUUUAUCUAGUCUGCUAUUUCGUAAUUCAUUAUUAUCUUGGUCGAAUAGCUCGAAGAAUAAUAGUAGUACUCACAAUAACAACAACAUCAACACCAACAACAGCGGCACAAACAAUGCUCGACCAACUUAUGUCAUUCCAUUAUCUUCAUUAAAGUCAACGAAUAAUAAUAACAAUAAUAGUAAUAAUAAUAAUAAUGAGUCUACAACAAAUGGAAAUUGGACAAUUCGUCUAACUCAAUCAACUCAUCAUCAUGAUUCAGGUUUUAAUGAAUCUGGUUUAUCGAAUAGUGGUACUCAGCAGUUAUCAUCAUCAGUUGGAAGUAAUUCACAACAGUCGUUAAGUUAUUCCAUUGUAACAACUUCUAUCAGUUCACAGAAUUCUUUAUUAUCAACAUCAACUCCGGUGGAUUUAAUUAAAACUACUCCAUUAUUACCUAGUCCUGAUAAAUCUCAAUCUAAUCUACCAUUAUCAUCUGCAUCAUUGUUGAUCAAAUCAAAUUCAUUGCCUAAAUUACUUGAAUCCAAUAGUAUUAUUAUAAAUGAUCUCAUAAAUUCUUCGAAUUCUCUUCAUUCACCAAAACUAACCUCAUCACCUUCAUUAAUCCUCAAUCAAUCCUCAUUGUCAUCAUCAACCAAUCAUCAUGAUUCAUUGCAUAUUCUCAUCGCUGAUAAUGAUGAUGAUGAUGAUGAUGACCAGAACAACAUCACUGAUCAUCAUCAUCAUCAUCAACAGCGACAACCACAACAACAACAUCAGUCACAACCAUCACAAAAUCAUCAUCAUCACCAGCAUCAACAUCAACACCAACAUCAAUUUGUGAUACAAACACCUACAAAAGCAUUAAGUGAAGCAGAUCAAUUAUCAUUUCAUUUAACUAGUCCACCAGCUGUAUUAGGUUCAGCUGGUCGUUAUGCUACAACCACAAAUGUUAAUAAUCAUUAUAAAUUAUUAGAUUUAGAUAAAACACCAAUUGGUUCAAGAUUUCAACAAUGUUCACGACUAGAUGGUGAUGGUGUACCAGAAGCAGCAGCACCACCGUUACGUAGACCACUUUGUACUAGAUUAUUUGAUAAUAUCCCAAAUGAUCAUUCUUUACCGUCAACAACAACACCUUCAUCAUCAUUCCAAACCGAGAAUAGUAAUCAUCAUCAUCAUCAUAAUGGUCGUAAAAAUUUCUCAACAAAAACAAAUUAUCCAACUUUAUCCUCUUCAUCAACUUAUCAUUCAUAUGAUGAAGCUAAAUGUAUAGCUAUUCUUACAGCAAAAGCUACUGUAUGGAAUCGUGCAUUGUUACCAAUCAGUUCCACUGCCAGUUCAUCAACAUUCACAUCGACAUCUUCAUCAAUGUCAACAUUGCAACGAUCUCAUUAUUCAACUUAUCCUCCUCCUGCUUCUACUGCUGCCGCUGUAAAUCGAUUCAAAGAUGAUCAUAACAGCAACAACAACAACAGCAGUCAGUCUAGUUGGAAUACUGCCGCAUCAUCAUCACAUGGUGUAAAUUGGUCAAUGUAUAAAAAAGAUAAUAAACUGAUUGAUGACAAUUUGAUGAAAUCGUCAUUGAAACCGUUAAAAUUUUCCAAACGAAAACAACCACAUUUUAUUCUUCGACGUAUUGUACAAAUAGCAAAUGAAAAUGAUUGGCAAGAAGUUGCUUAUAGUCAUAAUUCUACUGUACAAACAUUAAUUCAAUCAGCGAAAUUAUUUUUAAAGCAUCAUUCUGAACAACAGCAACACCAACCAGCUAACAAUGAAUUCAUUCAAAAUCUCACAUCACCCAAUUCAUCAUUCUCUUCACCGUUGUUAUCUCCUCAUCCACCUACAACCACAACCACCGCAUCGACCAGAUCCUCGAUCGAAUCCAUUGAUGAUCAUUCGUCUGCUUCAGCAGCAGCAGUAAUAGUAGCAGUUGGUCAAAACGAAUCCAUGAUGGCCUAGUGCAGAAAAACAGUAAGCAACGCCUACACUGACAACGCCAACAUCAACUUCCAAUCCAAUUAAUGUCGCUUAAUAGUCUCCUCCUUCAUUUUUUUGGUUUAUUAUCGAUUCUGUAAUUGAUUUAAUGAUUAAUUUUGGUUUACUUUCAUUUUUAUGAUGUCUUGAAUUCAUUAGUCGCGUAUUGGGCG
Messenger RNA from Schistosoma turkestanicum, 2729 nucleotides. The record is from the annotation of a GenBank genome assembly. NCBI's taxonomy places the organism in Eukaryota, Metazoa, Platyhelminthes, Trematoda, Strigeidida, Schistosomatidae.